AACUACCGAUUUCCAGGAUUCAUUUUUCCCCUGGUCGCGUGGCUUUUCACUUUUAUGGUCGAUUUUCGGAUCGGUUUACGUUAGCACAAAAAACGCAGUCGGGCCGCUCGAAGUGUUGUUGCAGUGUGACCAGCAGUGGAACGGGGCGAAGCGGCUCAGCUGUUGCAGUGUUACCGUGUGGUGCGACAAUACCAGAUAUCCAGACCGGUGUUUUUGGAGCGGCAGCCACACUGCUCCCCAAAUUACUUAACAUGUUCCAAGGAUUGAUUCAAAGGACCUGCCUGCUGGUGGCCACCACCGCGGAGACGCUCGUCGUGCGGCAGAAACACGCAUUUGACCGCGCAGUGCUGAUGCCCAAAGUACGGUGCCACUUCCCCAAACCGAAGGAAGUCAAAAGAAUAAAAGUACACGGAUGGGAUGCUAGGAUGUCCACGCCUGAGGGCCGCAGGGUGAUAAUGCGCCGUAUACUCAAGGGUCGCCACGAUCUAACGCAUUAGCUUUUCGAUAAUAAAUUUGGUUUUAUUUAAACUUAA
Drosophila bipectinata is the source of this 533-nucleotide messenger RNA. RefSeq names its product mitochondrial ribosomal protein L34 (gene mRpL34). The record is from RefSeq and is a predicted model, not a curated record. Gene Ontology annotation, biological process: translation. Lineage: Eukaryota; Metazoa; Arthropoda; Insecta; Diptera; Drosophilidae. Gene Ontology annotation, molecular function: structural constituent of ribosome. Gene Ontology annotation, cellular component: ribosome; mitochondrial large ribosomal subunit.